ACGACAAUCAAAUCUACUUCAUUCUCUUGUUGCUCAGGAACUAGAAACGCGCGACAAUACAAAUUUCUUGUUGAUCAUCUAUUGCUGGUUGCAAACCUAAAGUUUCGCUAAGGAAGGAAAUUCGCUCAAAAUUUCAACCAAGAUGUCGAUGAGUGAUAUAAUCAUGCAGAAUUUGAUGCCAAGGAAUUUUCUCGAUUGUGACGACGAUUUUGAUUCAUGGAACACGCGCUCGCUGAAUAGUGGUGGAGGCAGAAGUUUCGCACAAAACGCUCUCUCCUCAGAUUUCACCUUCCAUGGCAGCAAAAGCGACAACUUUAGCGUGUUUCAAGACUACUUUGGCCUAUCAAAUUUACUGCAAAAUGUAAAGAUGUCAGAAGACAAUCCGCUACUACAAGAGAGGCAAACAUAUUCAAGCAUGUUUCAAAAGUCAACGAGACGAUUAAGCUGGGAAAGUGACGCAAGUGAUCCUAGUGUCGUGAUUUCGCCGACCAUGCCGAAUGCACCUUACAACUACAAUGGUGAUUUCCCAGACAAUUAUCAACGAAGUCAGUCUCAAGAUGCCUCAUUCAAGACCCUUCCACCCCCAAGCAUGAGGUUAAGCAAAGCUGUACGUGAUCAGAUUUUCAGCGGGUCAUACCAGAACCAAGUCAAUAACCGACAAGAGAAAGUAAUUCCUGGAGUACAACAAAUGCAGGUGUCAACCUCAAGCACAACACGACCACAAGCCAGCGUACAGGUUUGCGUAUUCUGUCGAAAUAAUGGAGAAAGUGAGGCCGUGUAUUCAAAUCACAUUCUGAAGGACGCUGAAGGCCGAACAACCUGCCCCAUUUUACGCGCGUACACGUGCCCGAUCUGCAAAGCAAAUGGGGACAGUUCACACACAAUUAAAUACUGUCCACUGAAUCAGCACGCUGCGAGAGUACCACAACAAAGUCCCGGACCAGUUGGAAGUGGGUCGGGCAGGGUGAUGCGACCGGGACAGAUACCCACUGCAGCCAAGCUCAAACCACGUUGCUGAACGAAAUUAUGUGACCUCCGAGAAGUUAGUUCUCCUUAAGCCAUUUCAUAGUCGCACAGCGGGUGCUAAAGAUGAAAUUAUGGGAUAUUGAGCUAUUCAAAGUUUUUUUAAUCAGGUAUUUUAUAGUAAAUUGAAUAUUUAAAUAUCGGGCUUUUAGAUCGGUCGAAACGCAGCAAAGGACGUGCUUCAAUUUUAAACGGGUUUUAAGGAAGGUCUUCGCGCCCUUUUUACUCACCGACUGAUUUUCGUGUUUUUCAGAGAUUUCCUGAACAUAAAUAAAUAUAUGCCUGAAUUGAAAAUGGAGUGGAACGAUUUUGUUUUUUGAAAGCAAACUUAAAACUAAUCUCGAAUACACGUUAUUUACUUUAUCGUUAAGUUCAAAAGAUUUUCGUCGUCCAAGCGGCAUGCCAAAAGCCAUUGAAGAUUCUUCGGGCUUCAAUUAACACGUGCAAUUGAUCUAAUCAGUGCAAAGCCCCGUAUUUAGGCCCUAAUUCUUCCAACGUAUUUAAGUUGAAAUUUUUUUAUGUUUUUGAUUCUGCAAGGCUGCAAUCAAUUAAGUGUUAGUUUUCAAAUUAAGCGAAUUUCGAUUCGACUAAAUUUGUUAUGCAAUGAGUGAUUCUUAUAGAAUGAAUAACUGGAUAAUCUUUUCGGAGGAUCUUGAAAUUGUAACAGCGUUUUAAUAUUUUCAUGUUCAAAUAAUUUAGAUGUUUUAUUAAUAUAUUGUAGUCUUCAGGAUGUUAAAAGUAACAAUUUAGAUUCCAAUUUGAAUGGUUCGAGUACACUUUCUGCAUUUAGUAUUUAAAAAUCGUUGAUCUCUAAAGAAGGUCGAGCACAAGAGAACUCCUAACAAACGAUGUUUCUUGUCCAGGGAUGAACACUUAAUAUUGUAAAAAUAAUUGUAUUUUAUCGCAUGAUAUCAAUUGAAUUUGUAUGAGGUUAAUUGAGUUUUAUUGUAUGACCGCUCAGAAUAGCGAAUCUUUUUACUUUUUAUCCGUGUGCGUUCGAAUUUGAAAUUUCCAUAAUUAAUUAAUUUUAUUCGCAUUUUGUUGUAUGUUUUCAAUAAACUUUAGAACUUGUUUUAAAAUGCACCCUGUGCAGUUCUAUUUGAUUUUUCAUUCAAUAGUUGUAUAUUUUUAUAACGAUUGUUAUUUUCAACUCUGUAUUAUAAUAAUCUUUACCUUCGGAUGUAAAAAUUACUUGACGAAAGAAAUCUUAAUAAAAUGAACAAAAAUGAAAUAUA
Messenger RNA from Rhopilema esculentum, 2258 nucleotides. RefSeq lists its product as uncharacterized. NCBI's taxonomy places the organism in Eukaryota, Metazoa, Cnidaria, Scyphozoa, Rhizostomeae, Rhizostomatidae. The record is from RefSeq and is a predicted model, not a curated record. Gene Ontology annotation, molecular function: zinc ion binding; RNA binding.